AUGUAUCACUAUUUCAACGUGCUUUGCGCGCUCCUCAUAGGUGUCGCUCAGGGGACGCCCUUACUCGGGUCGCCAACGCAUCAUGCUCGGAACCAGCAGAUUCAGUGGAGUCCCUGUGAGGCCAACGGAACCCUGUCCACGGAGUGCGCUACGUUUCCUGUGCCCCUAGACUAUACCAAUGAAGCCUCUAAUGCCACGCUGAACCUCGAGCUCAUUCGGAUUCGCGCCCCGAACAGCCCUUCAAAAGGAAGCGUGUUCUUCAAUUUCGGCGGCCUGGGUGAUAACGGAAAACUAAGUCUAGCUACGUACGGGCCGAUGCUACAAGCGUAA
Aspergillus oryzae RIB40 is the source of this 330-nucleotide messenger RNA. RefSeq lists its product as uncharacterized. The coding region runs from base 1 to 330 and encodes 109 amino acids. The transcript has a single exon. NCBI's taxonomy places the organism in Eukaryota, Fungi, Ascomycota, Eurotiomycetes, Eurotiales, Aspergillaceae. The record is from RefSeq and is a predicted model, not a curated record.